AUGCCCUACCCGAUCAUGAGCACCAUACGUCGUGCUACGGACGAUGACAGGGAGGCCAGAAGCUGCACAUUUUACUGGUCCAAUUAUACAAAUGCAUUCUCUGAUAAGGGCUUGAUACUCGUCCACCACAAGGAGGAUGGCAGCUUCGAAAGAGUUCGGGUGGAUCACACCACUGGCCUCAAAGCAUUACCGGAGGUCGACAGCCUGGUCAUUUCUGGGCGGUAUCAACCCCAUCUGCACGAACUCGCUCCCGGCGAGGAGACGAAAACAAGCAGACUAGGCUUUCCUGAGCGAUAUUACCGCGUCCUCGAGUUGGGCGAGACGUACUCGCUGAUCUUCCCUGGUGCAGAGGUUGGCAUGUGGGCGUGGGGUAGCAUUCAAGACAAUUUAGGACUCGAGAUGAAGGCUGGAAAGCUGCUUCCGUCCGGAGACAGGUCACGACCGCAUACAAAGAAGGGCGAGGGACAGCCUCCGCUAGUGAUACCUGGAGCAGCGAUCGUUACCUUUACGACCGUGAUGGAGGAGCCAGCAUGGCCAGAGCGAGCAAGCAGAGAAGCCAAAGUAGGGUUCUCAAUGGCUAACCUGGAAGAACAAAGGUGGCGGCUGAAAAUCCAGCAGGCAGAAGCCCGCCGUAGGGGGCUCUCGCCAGCUCCGCUGGCGGCGUCUGAUCGAGUCCCUUGUGCGCCAAUUUUUUCCGUAUCACUCCAGUGCCCAUCGAUUCUCGAAGGUCGCGGAGACUUCGACGUCGAGGUCACGUUCAAAUAUGAAGGCGUACUGGGAGAAGAUGGCCAACAUACAUCAAGAGCACAACCUGUGACGUUUCACUGGCUGUCACUAUUAUAUAUGCAACAAGGACCACGCGCAGGGUUUCGACUCUACCGUCGCCGCCGAGACGAAUUCGUUAGCGAUGACAGCGAUAAGGGCAGCUACUGGGACCAGUGCGAACUCGAUGGGAAUGCCGGCUGCUUCAUGAUCGUCGACGAGCCAGACAUUGCAGUGUGUGUCGGAGAGCACAAGCAUUUUACAAGCUUGCAGCCUGGAGAAACCUGGACGACUAGCGAGACUCUUUCCGGAAGUGACACAGAUUUGCCCCGAGACACGACCCCAGGUGAUGUCUUUCGCUACACGUUCAAGGGGUCUGUAGUUGAUUGGUGGGAUUGGGGCACCAUGGAGGAUCACGCAGAGACGGUGGUCAAGCUGCCGUGUUUUGAAGCUGGCAAUGUUACCAUGCCCUCUGACAACGGAGGGCGACCAAAAUUGGUGGUCACUGGCGCGGAACCGGUCGAAUUCACGAUCAUUGAGUAG
Molecule: messenger RNA, 1305 nt
Organism: Diaporthe amygdali
Lineage: Eukaryota; Fungi; Ascomycota; Sordariomycetes; Diaporthales; Diaporthaceae
Exons: 2
Coding region: 1-1305 (434 amino acids)
Source: RefSeq, a predicted model, not a curated record